Porites evermanni is the source of this 14913-nucleotide messenger RNA. The record is from the annotation of a GenBank genome assembly. Lineage: Eukaryota; Metazoa; Cnidaria; Anthozoa; Scleractinia; Poritidae.
GGUAAACCGACCUUACAGGCCUUGCCUUCCGUGAAAAUAGUGGAAAAAGGACUUUCCACAGAGGUGGUUUGUAAAGCAAGUGGAUGGCCCGCACCUAAUCUUUCCUGGUGGAAAAAUGGAGUAAAGAUUUAUCAUGGUUAUUACUAUAACUCAUACUCCAUCCAUCCCUCCAGUAGAGGGCCAAAUGUUAACACGCUAAGUAUGGGGUUAAUUAUAGCUUCAAAUCACCAUCAUGGGACCUAUACAUGUCGCGCCCACAACCUUUUUGGUACCUCCACACAAGAUAUCAACAUCAUCAUAAAACGUAAGUAAAGAUUUGCCGUUUAUAAUUAUUUUGUUAGGAACGUGGAACGAACAAGUUUUCUUAAGAAGAAGAGAGAAUAAAUGAACCUUGUGUUAAACCUUUGAGCAGAAACUAAUGCCAUUCUCUCAGCGUAACGUAACAGACGAGUACAGCUCCUUAUGCUGAACUAGUGAGGAGGGUUGUUGAUGUCCAGAGACAAGCUUCUUAAAUUACGACCGUUUUUAAAAGGGCCAUGUUAUAACUAUUCCAUCUUUUUAAAAAGUUAAAAUGUGCCUUCAUAUCAGUUGCAUUACAAAAAUAAUGGCCCAAUUUUGCUAUUUAAGACUAUAUUUAGGCAGGGCAACUGUUUCCUGUCGUCUUUUGCAGCGAAUGGCAAGGAUCAGCAAUGAAUUGAAACAUGGCCGAAAAGUUAGCCCACCCUUUUUCAAGUUUUAAUGCUAAGCCUGUAAAAAAGCAACAAUUAAAAAUAUCAAGGUUAACACUGCUCUCUGAUUAAAGGCGUCUAAGUAAUGACAUCAGCUCAGAAUUAACAUAGAACAGCAAUACCCUCGUGACAUAGUCCGAUCCCUUUAAGACGAGAAGGAAAAGGGGGAGUGCUGGCGUUGUAAAGAUACACGAUUUUCUUAUCUGAUUAAAUUCUUGGUAGUGGUAACAGAAGAAAUCUUCCUAACCAAUGAUUUGGACCAGUUUGCUGCUGUAGCAUUGGAAGGCAAGAAUACCACAUUAGAAUGCACUUGCCAACCGAAUAAAUGUAAUGAGGACAGUGCUUAUGUUUACUGGAAAUUCAAAAAUCAUAACGUUAAACGAUCAGCAAGGACCAUGAUAUCUAAGAGAGGUCCCGGCAACGGUACCGGUCUGGUUAAGAUUGUGCUGACCAUACUCAACCUUUCGAAGGCUGACGAGGGGAAAUACUUGUGUGGAAUAAACACCACUCAGGGAUUUGCAGAAAAGCAAUCAAAGCUGCAUGUCUUACAAAAAGGUAGGAUAUUUUUCUAUAUAUUACCAAAAAUACAAGUUGCUGUGUAAUGGCUGCGAUCCAUUUGAAAAAGUAAAAAGAAAUACAGUUCUAAUUUAAAGAAAUUGAUACUUGUUUAUCUAAAAAUUCUUUUCAAAAACUUCUUUAGCACCUCGAUUUAGGGCUUUUACCUUGUUAGUCACUGAAAAGCAAUUUGGCUUAGUUGGUCUCCAUAUGUAAAACGUUUCUUUAAUCUUGGCAAAAGCUCAUCAUUGUGGUAAUACACUGACUUGGAUGGAUGUCAACGUGCGGUCCUAAAUAGCCAUUUUACGUAUCUAUGAUCGUACUUUCGGAUUUUAUUUUUCUGAUAAAUGGUAUGAUUUACAAGCAAAUCAAUUAUGGUUAGAUCUCACUCACAAAAGUUUAAAUCUCUUCGCAGGUUCUUUCCCUUAUGUUCUGGUAAAGAACGUUUAUUUUGUAAAGCUUCAUACUUCUGCGACACUAUCAUGCACAGUCAUCUAUCCUAAUGUCCUUACGAAUACAUCACCAGAUAUUUACUGGAAAGUCAACCACACAUUAAUUACAGACAGUUCCAAGCAUUAUAAAAUGACAGAUGGCAUGCCGCGCAAUGAUCCCAGUUUGUGUAACACAGAAACGUAUAAAAGAAAACUCGUGAAGCUUGAAAUCUUUAACGUCAGCUUGGAGGAUGUUGAUUGUUAUUAUUCCUGUGGCGUGAAAUUCAAUAAAGAUGUUUUGGUCGAGGCAACAAACAUCUGCCUGCUCCUCCCCAAGGAAGAAGCAUCAGGUAUUUUGCAUUUUUUUAGACACAGUAUUGAGUAGUCUUUGACUAAUUUAGCUUCCUUUAUGGAAACGUACAGGGCUUGAAAUCCUUUUGAAAUCACGAUCGAGGUCGUCGAAACGUGGGAACAUUAAGUUGUUCGUUUUUACAUGUUUUUAGCUGUAUUGCUUUGAUGAAGUAUUUUUAACUUGUUAUAACAGCUGUAGGAAGAUUUUUUGGUAUUACUUUCGAAAUCUAUAAAAACCUGGGAAUCAAACGUACGAAAUCCAGAGACAAUGGCUCCGUUAUUAUUAUUAUUAUUAUUAUUAUUAUUAUUAUUAUUAUUAUUAUUAUUAUUACAAGCAAUACCAGUAAAAGUAAAUUAUGAUUAUUUUACACCAUAUUAAGCUUCGAGUUUAAACCUUAAAAUAACUUGAUCAAAAAGGGUUAGCUUUUUUGUCUUUCUUCGGUGCCGUAUAUUUAUACGACGAAGUCAGGGUUCAAGGUUGUCCGCUAUAGUGAGUAGUGAUUCCAUUUGCUUUUAUUGAAAUGGUCGGGGAAAACAUUAACACAACAUUGUUCAUCAUUAUUUCCAUUGUUUUAGGUUAGGGUAGCAAACCAUUUGGCUUUUUGGCUGCUACAUGACCUCUCUCCCCAGAAUGAAGAAAAACAAUAUGGCCGCCAAAUACAUCCUUUUAGCUUUGAAAGUUCUCCUUUAUUAACAAACGUUGAACAUUUAUUUCGGCAAGUUGAAAAGGAUUUUACAAAAGGCUCAAGAGUAGGUCUCCUUUUAACUUGCAAUAUCGGUCAAUUUACACAACUUUUAAACUUCUGGCUCAGUUUUUGUUUGGUUCUGCUUUGAAAAUGGAAUAAUAAUUAAUCAGAGACAAUACAGUGUAAAGAAUUGUUGAGAAAAACAGCAAAAACUUGGCAAUUUACUACAAAAAAGGUACUUUAAAAACGAACUAAAACAUUCAAAACGCUUUGAUCACGCGACUGAUGAAGUCAUGUCCCUCUUUUGGUCAUGAAAAAAUUAUCAGGUAGAACAUUACUUUCCCGCAUGUUUUUUUUUUUCUGCCGUGUGAUAAAAGGUUGACUCUCUACAGCCCUCGGCCUAGCCUCCCGACUUUUUCGCUCAUGUUCAUUACCCCCUUAAAUUUUAAAUGCCGGACGUCAAAGGGUUAUUUUUAAAUGCCCCACGCAACUAAAACCUCAAAUACGCUAUUUGUUUUUAACUCGUUAAUGAAAUCUUGUCACAGCAACAAAAAACCUAACUCGGAAAAAGUCAUGUGACUGAUGACGUCAUUACCUUAGAUGUGAAUCGGAAGAUAUUUUAUGACAAAUGUUAUCUAACUUGUGGUGGUAACGGCUUAGAAACUAAAAUUGGAUAGCAUUUUGUUUUGAAUGAGGAUAUGGGCAUGAUUAUAAGGCGGUAUCAGGGUCAAAAUUCAGAUCCUAAUAGGAAGAGGUACAGCGAAAGGCCAGCUCAGCGUAUUUACGACAGGCACAGCGUAUCGAGAAGAGGCACAGCGUAUUAAGGACAGGCACAGCGAAAGGACAACUCAACGUACUUAGGACGGGCACAGCGUAUUUAGGACAGGCACAGCGUACGAGGACAGAUACGGCGUAUCGAGGACAAACACAUCGUAUUAAGGAAAAGCACAGCGUAUUGAGGACACUGGGCACAGCGUAUCCGGGACCGGCGAGGGGGACUGAAAACCAAGAAUCCCAUAAUCCCUUGCCAGCGGGACAGAACAUGGCGGCCCUAAAGGUGAGCUCAAUCAGAAUGUUUUGUUAAAAGGGAACAUAUUUGCUUAAACACAUUCUGACUGUUAUUCAAGUUCAAAACAAAAGAAAGAUUUAAUUUGUUUCGACAGCCAAUAUUUCUCUUGGUGGCAAAUAUUGGUGUUUCCUGGUAGUUUCGAUAGAAGCCGUUUCGAUACAAGUCGUUUCGGUACAAAUUGAAGUCGAUUCGAUAUGACAUCCCUAAGGCUUCAACCAAAACCCUAAAAAAUCCCUGGACCAAAAUUUAACUUCUAAAAAUUCCCGAAAAAAAUCCCAUGUCGCGCGAAUUUCCGAGCCUUAAAAAUUUCCAGAAUUCAUUCAAUGAUAUAACACACAAAAAAGAAACAUUAGAAAUGGAAUGCUUGUGCUUGUUUAUUCAUCCGCACACCAUCUGGAGUAAGAACCUUUUUCGCAUCUGGUGGUCAUUGUAAUGAAGACACUCAAGACACCCAAGAACAUUAACGCAAAAGGGCGUUCAAGGGACUAUAAUGUGCCAACAAGAGAAAUAUCAGCUGUCGAAACAAAUCUUUCUUUUGUUUUUAAUUUAAAUAACAGUCAGAGUGUGUAUAUAUAGGAUAUUACACGGUGGAGCGAAGAUAUGAAUUUUAUUUUCGAGUGGCAAAACAAUAUUUUACUAACUCGCUGCGCUCGUUCGUAGAAUAUUGUUUUUGCCACGAGAGAAAAUAAAAUUCAUAUCUUCAAGCCGCCGUAUAAUGUUCUUUUUAUUAUAUAGACAAAAUGACAUCGAUAAAAUAAUAGAUUUUUAUUCGCCAAAAAGUAAUUGUGACGGCUCAAAUUUACAGUACAGUAAUAUAAGACAUUGUUUACAAUGAUCUUCAGAAAUAACACUGAGCUGAAUAGGGCUCUACAAUGACAAACUAUCAGUAAAGCUUUGAAAAAUGUGUAAGUAAAAUUCAAAAGACGCAAGACGCCUACAAAUUUCGGGAUGGAAAUUACGGAAAUUACGUCAUCGAUAAACUCACGUGUGAGAUUAUGGAAAGUGGUAUAUUUUCCAGUAAAACACUCCUGACUAUAUAACAAAAACAAAUAUCUUCCCUUUUUACAAAACAUUUUGAAUGAACUCACCUGUCGGCUCGCCAUGUUUUGUCCGGCUGGCAAGGGAUUAUGGGGUUCUUGGUUUUCAGUCCUCCUCGGUAUGCUGCGCCCGUCCUCGAUACGCUGUGCUUGUCCUCAAUGCGAUGCGGAUGUCCUCGUUACGCCGUACCUGUCCUCGAAACGCUGUGCCUGUCCGCGAUAUUCUGUGCCUGUCCUAAGUACGUUGAGCUGUCCUUUCGCUGUGCCUGUCCUUAAUACGCUGUGCCUGUUCUCGAUACGCUUUGCCUAUCCUAAAUACGUUGAACUGGCCUUUCGCUGUGCCUUUAUGUCCCUAUUAGGAACUGAAUUUUGACCCUUAUACCGCUUUAUACAGGUUUUUUAAUUGAAUAUGCCUAGCGAGCGUAAAAAAUUGCAUUCAGUCUGAGGAUUAAUGAGAGGGGCGAAAUUUUAUAUAUUUAGGCAUGACAAAAUUAAAGGGACCAUUGGUACUUUGAAAUAUCAUCUCAUAGCCUAAAAUUGAUCUAGGUAAACUUAGGUCCAACAUCUCUCGCCGGGCUGAUGUUUCAUUCCCAGUUUUUGCUCGUCCGGUUUAGCAUGCUGGGCAUGCCGAUUGUGAAGCCAGUUGGGUUUAGCAUGCCCGGCAUGCCGCGCAUGAAAUUGGCAUGCCCAGCAUGACUGAAUUUGGUGUUCGCUCUAGCACUAUAUCAUGAUAUUUGUAUAUUUAAAAAAUCGCCAAAUAUAUCUUAGGGGAGCUUGAAGUUACGGGUUUCAUGCCUUGCAAUAAAUGUAGAUUUUAACAAAAAAAGUUAUGGCAAAACUGAAGACAGAUAGAAGUUCUUGUACCAAGCUGGAUUUAUUGAAAAAGCACAACGUAUGAAAAAACUAAACAACAUUAUUCGUGCCAAAAAUGGAUUGAAAGAUCAAUUAAUCCUUACAUUUCAAACCGAUAGAUAGAUAGAUAGAUAGAUAGAUAGAUAGAUAGAUAGAUAGAUAGAUAGAUAGAUAGAUAGAUAGAUAGAUAGAUUGAUUGAUUGAUUGAUUGAUUCACUUUUAUUUGAAUACGGUAAUUUCAUAAGUUACAUAACUUCUUUACAUGAAAGCCGUAUAGAAACAGAAGUAAAUACUGUACAACUACACUAAAAAUAUGUACAAAUAAUAAAAUAUAGUAAAAUGUAGUCAACAGUUUGCCUGCCUACUAGCCAGUUUUCUUUUAAAGAUAGCUUUAGAUUCGGACGCUUUUAUGUCAUUUGGUAAUGAAUUCCACAGCAUUCCUCCUCUGUAUGAGAAAGACCCCUUAUAAUAUUCUGUUUUUGGAACGUGGUCCAGUACAACAUUAUAUUCCGCAUUUCUUAGCAUAGACUUAUAAGGGUUGUUCUCACAGACAUUCGAGAAAAGAUCGCUUAAGUAACUAGGUACAUUUCCAUUCACUGUAUCAUACAUUAAUAGACUUAAGUGCCUUUGACGCCUUGAGGCAAGCUCUUCCCAGUUUAGUUGUUUUCGUAUUUGUGCUGAACGAACGUCAUAACCUUGAAAGGUUAUUAUGCGUGCAGCACGAUUUUGUAAUUUCUGGAUCCUAGUGGCAAGUCCCUGGUCUAAAUUGUCCCAAACAACGUCGCAGUAGUCGAACACAGGCUGGAUAAGAGAUUUGUAAAUAGUAUUUAGAACAUCUAAUGGUACAUAAUCACGUGCCUGUUUUAGACCACUGAUGGAUCGAUUGACUUUUGAACAAAGUUUGUCAACAUGCUCGUUCCAUUUAAGAUUUUCAUCUAAGUGAAUUCCUAAAUAUUUUGUUGUUUGGACUCGUUUAACAUGAUUGUUGCCAAUCUUAAUUGGAAAGUCUCUUCCUAAGUUAGAUAAUUUGAAGGUAGUUGUUAAGAACAUAUACUCCGUUUUAGUGACAUUUAAGCUUAACUUAUUUGCAAGAAGCCAGUCCCUAACGCGAGUUAGGUCAUUAUUUACCUUGGCAUAUAGUUCAGCAGUGGAUACAGAGGACGCAUAUAUCGUGGUAUCAUCGGCAUACAUGUGUGCUUUGGUAUGGAGAAGACAUCCAGGGAGAUCAUUGAUAUAAAUUAAAAACAACAAAGGGCCUAAAAUUGAACCCUGUGGAACACCACAACUUAUCAACUGGGGCUUAGAUACACAGCCCUCUACUACACACUGCUGUUGCCUAUUUGAUAGGUACGAUGAAAACCAGUCGAGCGUUACACCCUUCAGACCAUAGAGCUCAAGCUUUUUUAAUAAAAUAUUAUGUGAAACGGUGUCAAAGGCUUUGGCAAGAUCGAGAAGCACAAUCAAAUUGGUCAUGCCUUUGUCAAUGUUAAGAUACCAAUUAUUUGUUAAAUGUAACAGCGCUGUCACUGUAGAGUGAAGGGAACGAAAUCCAGACUGGUUUUUUGUCAACAGGCCAUUUGAAUUUAAGUACCUGUAUAGUUGAUCGUAGACUACCCUUUCACAAAUCUUAGAAAUGGCUGGCAAGACAGAUAUUGGUCUAUAGUUUUGUGCAUCUGUGCGAUCAUCCUUUUUAUACAAAGGAAAUACUUUAGCCAUUUUCCACUGUGAAGGAAAGAGGACAGUAUCUAUGGUUUUGUUUAUGAUACAGGUUAAAGAAGUGGCAAUAAUUGGGCCAGCUUCUUUUAGAAGCCGACAUGAGAUGUUAUCAAGGCCUGUGGCCUUGUUCGGAGAUAAUUUACCUAAUAACCUUAAAACUUCAGUGGCAGAGGUAUGUUGUAAAUUAAAAGUCGUGGAAACAGGCUUUAUGUACGAGUCAAAACUUGUAUUUCCACUAGGCAGUAUGGAGGCUAGGUUUGGACCGACAGAUGUAAAAUGGCAUUUAAAAUCUCACACAUUUCUGCGGGUUUUGUAAAGGAAUUAUCACCACUUUUUAGUUCACUUAUUGAAGAGUUACUAGUGCACUUACGAUAUGUUAAUUCAUUGAUUGUCCUCCAUAUUUCCUUUGGGUUACCCACAUUUUGUUCCACUUCUGAUUUAUAAUAAUUCGCUUUUGCCAUUUUAAUCUCAUUAUUGAUUCUAUUUCUUUCUUUUCUAUAUUUAUCCCAGAUGGAUGGCUUUUUUGUUAAUAUAGCCUGCCUUUUCAGUCUGUUUCGACCUGUUAUCAGCUCCCUCAGAUCAGAAGUAAUCCAAGGGGAUUUUUUAUUUCUUACUCGCCGCGUUCUUAUGGGCGCAUGAGCGUCAGCUAUUUUUAAACAGAUAGAUAGAUAGAUGGAUGGAUGGAUGGAUGGAUGGAUGGAUGGAUGGAUGGAUGGAUGGAUGGAUGGAUGGAUGGAUAGAUAGAAACUUUAUUAAAGUGUCAAAGCAGUCUAGCCAGGGAAAAAUCCCUUACUAAUUUGGGGACGCCGAUAACAUUUCUGGGUCCAGUUUUUAAUUUGAUCCCGAAAAAUCGUUUUAAACAAGGAGACAACAAAUCUUCUUAGUAUAAACUUAUCCACAAGCGUUAAGUUUUUUCGCGUCGGAAUGUUUCCCGGUCAACAGCAUUAAAAGGUUGGUGAAAAUUUAGCUUACCAGGUCGUUCAAGUCAGUACCAGAGUACGACGUUAAUACUGCAAAGGCGUUCCGAUUUGGUGAAUUUGGACUGCCGUCUCAGAUAAAUUUUGCUUAGAUUUUUUAGUGCGCUUCUUGUCGGGCUAUGCGAAUCUCGCAAAACUGGUUUGCUCCUUGCUGACGAUAGUCCUUGCAGCAACGUCAUCUACUCCAUUCGAAGAUACCCGGAGACCGUACAGAUACAAGGCGAAAUCGGCCGAAUUUCCUCCGAAGUGUUUCCGGAUCACGAUGAAUCUAUUUUGUUGUAACGUAGCAGUUGUGGCGUCAAGAUGCCGUCAUGUCUCUUCGCACUUGUUUGUCAUUUUUUUGUUGUUGUUGUUGAGAUGUUGGUGAAUGCUGGACAAGAAAUGGAUUCUGCGAGAGACUGUAAGUACAAAUUUAGUAUUAAUUUAGUAAUGAGAAAGCCUGAAUAUCGAACAAAUGCCAUGAAUUAUCCUUUUGGUAUUCCAGGGCUUAUUUUACUGUUGAGCAUACUUAGAACUCUCAGGUAUAAGUGGUUGUCAAUCUGAGUCGUUUUCUUCGGAUACAUUGUUUCUGUUUGUCCGUCUUCUAGUCUUCGUCUGCUGUUAAGAAGACUACAGAAAACUUCAAAAAUAUAGAAACCAACCCUAAAAGAGUCAGAUCUAAUUUUUUUACUCAGAAUAAUUGUUUUUGGCACCUUCGCUCAUAUUUUUUUGUACUGGUAAACUUACUUUGCGAACUGGAGAUGAUCACAAUUUUGCCGCAUAGUUUGACUGUUGUUUGAAAGACAAUCAUACUUAUAUUACAAUCACCUUUGGAGACAAACCAAAUGCCAAAUGCCAAAAUCAGAUUUAGAUUUAGCUUUAAAAAAAUGAACGUGCUGCAGAUGUCAAUGCAAAGUUGUAAACAACUCAAUAUUAAGCUUUAAAAGUAGUCUUUGAAUGUGCGUUUAGGUCCAUAAAACUAAUUUUUUGCCUUUUGACGUCUCAUCCAAGUAAAGACUUAUGCCUUACAUCACUUGUCUACGAGUGUGCUACAAAAUGCUUCACUACAGCAAGCCUCUGAGAGGCGAUUCGGAUAAAUUCAUAGAACGCUAAAAUGCCAAAAAAUCUAAGCUUUACUUAACCUUAAAUAAGAAUUUCUUGCAAACAACCUGACUCGGUCCGAUUUUGAUUUACAAAUGUUCACGUAUGUCGGCUCUACUUUUAAUGAACAUGGUUUUUGAAAUGAUUUUGUACUAUUUUAACCCAAAAAAUAUGAUUUGGUUAUAAAGCUUUUAAAAACGACCAAAACUAAGCUAAUUAACAUGUUCAAUAUAAAAAAAUUAAGAUUUUAAGGCCGACCCAAAUUAUUCAGACUGACUGAAUUGAUUCAGACACUGAACUAAGUUCAGAAGGGGGAAAAAUGCUCAUUUCGGUCAAACUGCUUACAAAAUACGUUAUAAUAAUUUACGCAUUAGGUUCGGUACAUGAAACGUUCGGCGUCUGCAUCAAAGCCGGUCCAAAAAAGUUGCCCCAAAGGCGAAAUUCCCGGCCGGGCUAGGCGAAAAGAACGGCUCAGCCGUUCCAAAUUGAAACAGGCGUUCCUAAGUGAUUCAGACGACGAACUUUACAUGUAUUUAAUUCAAUGUAUUAGAUUCGGCUCAUGAAAAGUUCGGCGUCUGAACCGGGCCCAAGCUUAUUUUAUAAACUUCUCAUUUGAUAGGUUCCCUUUUUUAUACACCAUAUUGCCCAUAUUGCCCUUGUAUGUAUUAACAUUCCAUUUCUUUUUUGUUACAGGUAUAUCGUCCACAAAUGACAAAGAGGAGAUCAUUUCUUUCCUAGAGAGCAAUUCUUUGAUACUGUCAGUUACGUACUUAACCUUGAGUUAAAACAAAGAACGUAAACACUGAUGAUGACACGAAUUAAAAAAUGCGAAAGAAGAUAAAAACAGCUUUUUUAACAUAGGGACAAUUGCGUUAGAGAGCUUUGUAAUUGCAACAUUACAUUCAAGCACAUUGCAUUGUCAAACAUCAUAAUGUACUGAAUAAUGGACAGUCUGAUUUUGUAGCUUGGCUCAGUUUUAAUUGUAAUGAACUUUGAAAGGUAUUCUCAUACCUUGUAUUUUAGAAAGCUUUCAUGGAACGUAGACGCAUUUUAUUAUACAACGAAAACAGUCUCUGUUUCUGUUUUUACUGAUUUCAGUCAAACCAGUUUAUUCGCAAUGUGAAAUGGGAAUCCUCUUAAAAGGGGGGAGGAGUUUCUACAAUACCCCAAUAGGUCAUCUGCACGAUGACCCUAUUUUAUUACCACGACCAGAAACAGUCAGGGUUUUGCUUUCUUGUGCAAAUAAGAGCUUUUGUUAUUUAAACUUCGCUGGGAUUACCAAACUUAUACAAAUGAAAAGAAUAGAAUGACGUCAUUGUGUAAAUGAGCUAUAACCUGUACAUCAAAAGAUAAGCACGGCGAUCUGUCCAAAUUUUUAUUUAGCCAGGCUUAAAUAUCUGUAGAUUCAAGGAACUAACGUGUGCGUUUAAGUUCGUUUAGGGCACGCCAGAUUCUGAUUUUGGCAUGCCCGGCAUGCCGGAGAUUUUGGCACGCGAGGCAUGCUGGGUAUUAAUUUCUUAUUAGAACCUAGGCUUCUCGCGGCGCUGGUGGAAAGGUCACGGAACCUCAAAAUAUGCUUACAGGGCAUGCAAAUUUCUGUUGCAUGCCAAUUUAAAUGUAAAAACACUCUGGAGCCACCCGCUCUAUCACCAGUGAGCAAAUCAUUGACAAUAGGCAUGGGAAAAAUCCUUGCAUGCUAAAUGACCAACAUUGAAAACGUAGCAGAAAUGUCCGCAGUUGCUGAGUCAUGCCCUAGGGGAGGCUUAAAAAUACAGAAUUUCCUUACAUGGAUGAGGGAAUUUUCCUUAAACAGCAUGUGAUCAUGCCGGCUAGGGCGUAUUUCCCCUUUUUACGGCUAGCUAGGCUCAUAUUUAAGCUCCAUGGCCUGAAAUGACGCAAAAUUCAUGCCCUAAAGGAUAAAAAUCCAAAAAAGUCCUUAGAAUUUUAGUUUCCAAGCCGUUUGGUCUGACAGUCUUCUACGUAUAAAAUUGUCAAAGUUAAAACUUUUUAAAAAAUUUUCUCAAAGGAAUCUGGGAGAUUUUUUUAAUGAUAAUGAUAAUUUACUUUUAUAAUUAUUAUUUUAAGUAAAAUACUCUACUACGACAAAUAAACUAUUAAUAAUAGUCUUUGUCUUUCGAUGACCGAGAUGAAAAAAAAAUAUAUUCAACAACUUGUGCCUUUUCCUUUCUUUCUUUUGCAGUGCGACCACACGAAGCGAGACCACUCAGACAACAUUUUGAGACAAAUUUUGAAAUUAGCCAGUCUCAAGUCGAGAUCUGAAGAAUGAAAUUGCGCAUAAUUGUACUGUAAUUGUAUUGUAAAGGAUAUAAUAUAUAAGGAAUCGUGACGUUUGUGUAAGGGUGCGUUCCUUUGGGAUGAUCCGGAUCAGGAUCAGUGAUCCGAGAUCACUCAGAUCAUGGUAGAUCAAAUGAACCGAUGAAUCCACUCUGGACAAGGAUUCAUUGGUUCAUUUGAUCUAGCAUGAUGUGAAUGAUCUCGGAUCACUGACUGAUCCUGAUCCCGUUCAUCCCAAAGAAACUGACGCACCCUAAAUCAAGCUCAAAAAUGUUUUGACAUCGUCUGGGUUGGCCGGAAUCAAAGCCAGCAGUAAAGAAAAGUUGAACAAUCCGAACUUAAGGCGACAGCCUCUCAUUUUACAGCAGACGGCGCUGAGUACCGAUUAUAUCGCAGUGUCGAUGAUUACAAAGAUAUGGGGCAGGUUAAUGCAAAUUACACUGCAACGCACUCGCCCACUUACACUUCAAAAACAAAACUGAGAAUGACUCUAGACUGCUUAAGAAUAGAGAAGGAAAUCUCCAUGGUUUGUGGAAUUUUUGUCGAGGGAAGGAGGCAGACAUUGCUCUAUUUUUGCAAGUGACAAAAAUAGGAAAGAUCAGAAAAAAUGUUCGAAGCAAACUAGUCGAUGAUUGCCCCAAAAUGAGCAACGAACCCAAUGAAACACAGAAACAAGCAAAACGGAUCGAAAUCCACCAAUCACAAACCAUAACCUUUUGAACUCGUUGAAGAGAUCAUCUUUUUCCUAGGAGGUCCGCUAAGAUGAUUGACGGAACAGAAAAAUCCAAAAUUCCUUCGCAUACAGUAAAAACCCGCGUAUAAGAACCUAAGUUUUUCCAAGUUAGCCUAAACAGGUUCUUAUACAAAUGGUAUUUAGUGUAAAAUUAGGCUAACCAGGUUCUUAAUUAGGUUCUAAACUUUUGUUCAAGAAAUAAAGCUGAAUUUUUAAAUGAUCUGGUGUUUAAUGUCCAAAAACAGUAUUCUUGGAGGCUUCAUUAAGCAAAAUUAUCUGAUUCUGUUACAAUCAAACCUAUGGUAAAGUUUUAUGUAACCGUGCUAUAGUGUUUAGAGUAUUAUUGCAUACAGACUGUGUUAUAUAUAUAUAUAUAUAUAUAUAUAUAUUUUUUUUUUUUUUUUUUUUUUAAAAAUUAUAUAUAUAUAUAUAUAUAUAUAUUUUUUUUUUUUUUUUUUUUGAAAAUAAGAACCUGUUUUAGGAUUUUAGCCUUAAAUGGUUCUUAUGUGAAGAGUGCUUAAAAAUGAAAUUUUAGCCUAACAGGUUCUUAAAUGUUAGGUUCUUAUAGGCGGGUUUUUAUUGUAAUAUAAACGAUCUUUGGUAAUAAGCGGCCGUCGUCUUUUUUUAGUUCUGAUUGUUCAAAAUUUCUUUACUGCAGGCUUUGAUUCCGGCCAACUGAAACGUUGUCAAACAUUUUUCAGCUUGAUUUACACAAAAGUCACGAUUUAUUAUUGAUAUCCUUUAGAAAACUGGUUUGUAACGUAUUCUGAACUGGCUCUGAGUACAAAAUUAUGAGCAAUUUCAUUGUUUAGACCUGGACUUGUGAUAGGCUACUUUCAAAAUUUGUCUCCAUUUUUUGUCUGGGUGGCCUCAGUUCGUGUGGUCUCACUGUAAACAUGUAUUUUUACAGAACUUGGUGAAGUUCUGCAGGAGCACGGAUCCAAGAACUCUCCAUUGGCAACCAUUUCUUUCACUACGGCAGGUGGUAUAAUGAUGGUUGUUGUCAUAGUGUUCGUUGCUUAUAGGGUAUGCCGCAGCAAGAGAAAUACCGGACACCCCUUUUUCGGUAAGGGUGUUCACAACUUCCCCAUGGCCUGUACUCUUAUUACCCAUAGAAAUGACGCCAAAUUUUUCAACACUUUAAGUGCCUUCACGAGUCGAAUCGCGGUUGUUUCUCUGCAAAGUUUCAACAUCAUCACGUCUUCUCUAUGAUCGACAAGGUAUAGGCCAUGGAAAUUGUUGUGGACUUGUACAUUAGAAAAAAAAGGCCAGCUUUUUUUAUGUGUACUCCCUUUGAAGUUUCUCAAGAAGGAAAAAGUGACAUAAGAUUGUAAUCACUUUUUAUUCGAAGAUCCCCCAGAGAAUAAUAUUACCAGUUUCUUCUAAAAUCUUCAAUUCAAAGUCAAGUAGCUGGGCAAUUAUUUAAUACGUAUAAUUAGUUAUUAAUGAUUAAUUAUUUCUAUUUGACGUUCUGACCGAAACUAAGUCUCUAUUAAUCCAAAAAACAAAAAAAUAAUGUUAGAUUCUUACCGUUAAGAGACCUUAAGAUACACCGUUUCCGUGUACGAGUACGGGUAAAUUACCCGUACGCGUAGCCGUAAAUAAGGGUAGAUUGCUUCUUACCACGGAGAAACGGGUAGGCCACCGGGUAGAACGGUGAUGCCAUUAUCAUAUCUGGGAAAUCAUCGUUAACUUUUCUAUAACUGCGUGACAAACAUGUUGACCUACCUGUACCUGUACCCGUAAGAUAGAUUUAAAUAGAAGUUCCUGUUCCUAAAACUAAGCUUGUAGCCUUUAUGUCUUGGAUGACUUCGAAAAUUUUAAACCUCAUUGCAAUUGCUGCCUUUUACUUUUUGCCCUAUUUUACUAAUAUGACCCUUAUUAAUUUGCCUUUUAACAGAAACGAAAGACAACGGUCGUCAGUUUAAAUAUGACGUGUUUGUGACUUUCAGCAGCCGCGACUUAAACUGGGUUAAGAAAGAGUUGAUACCGCUGGUGGAAAAACACAAACUUAACUACUGUAUACACCACAGAGACUUUGAGAUUGGCAAGCCUGUGAUAGACAAUAUGGCGGAAAGCGUGUACACCAGUCGGAAAGUGCUGGCUGUUAUGUCACGCAAUUAUCUUUCAAGCAAGUUUUGCCGCGGUGAACUGGAAAUGGCACUGUACCGAAGUACAGAGAUGGGUGACUCGUCUGUGAUCGUGAUGAGGAUUGAUGGCGUUGAUUGUCGUAAACUUCCAAAGGCGCUUCGUAACAGAACCUUCCUGGACUACAAUGACUUUGCCGUGAGGAAAAACUGGGAAGAAAGACUGAUAAAGCAUCUCAAGCCACCACCUACAGACAAAUCGCUGGAUAAAAACUCCACUAAAGCGUACUCAGUGUCGGAACCUACUGAAGUAUGA